UUAAUAGAUUCUUUGGUCUGUAUCUUAUACUACUCUAUUUUCUGUACUCUGUAGUCUGUUGGUCCGUAAAAUAUGUUCCUUGGCCUUGGGGCUUGGUCUGUACUCUGUGGUGUGUUGUGAAUGUAAAAUGUGAUUUUGUGAAGUGAAUAUUUUUAUUUUGUCAGAUCUAGAAUUUAGGAACGAAUAACCUAUCUUUGAAUAAGCAAGCUUAAAGACUAUUUAUUUUUAACAGACGACAAAGAAAAGCUUUAACGUAUAAAUACAAAAUGCAGUUACUCAGUGUUCAUAGAACUUUUCCUAGAUUUAAGCAGUUAAUUUUCCGGGGAUAUAGUCAAGCUGUCCAAAUUCAAAACGAGGAUUAUACCGAUGCACCUGUUUAUCCUCCAAUAUUAGACUUGAGUUUACCAGCUAAAAAACUACGCACAAGACAGUCCUUACACAAGAAAAUACAAAACAUAAAUACAGUUGAAGAAAAGCAGAUUGCUCUGAAUAUGCCUCGCUAUUACGGAUGGCAAAGCAUAGUCUUGAACGAAAACAAAAUACCUUUUAAUGCUAUGCCAUUAGUACAGCAUUACACAAGAACACAUUUUCAACUGUUAGAUAAACUUCCUGAUAUAUAUGCUGAGUCAAGUGCAACUGCUGAUAUAGUAUUACAAGAAAUAAAAUCUUGUAUUGAAGAAUGUAUAGUAACAGAAAAUGAAGGUGUUGAGCGUAACUUCGUAACAUCCUUAAAUAUACCUGAAAAGCAGCAAAUUGCUGAUGCCCAUACAAGAAAUAUAGUGAAACAGAUUAACAGAAUUAUAUUGAACAAUUUGACAGAUAAAGUCUCACAUGUUUUGUCUUCACAGGUUGAUUACAAUCCCCGCCAUGAAGCAUUUUGGUUUGUUGGUGGUGUUCAAUUACCAAGUACAGUGCUCAAAUGGAGAAAAAAACAGAAAUAUUAUAAAAACAGAUUACAUGAACCUCUAGAUAGGCCUGUACAAUAUAAAGGUUCCCCAUUACUUACAAUAAGAAAUCAUUUGCCUUUAAAACCCAUUAUACCAUACAGUGAAAUAGAAAAUCCUGAUUUCAAGGUUCCCAAGUUUUCACACUGUCCAAAAACUGUAGGAUACUUUACUGAGUUCAGACAUGGAACCAAUAUCCCAGGGUUUUGGCCUGGAGAUUUUGACGAGUUUGGUCUUUUGUCUUUCCAUGGUCGAGGACAUAUUCUUGAUAGAAAAGACUCAUUUGGGCAAGAGGACAAUUUGGAGGCAUUGCAUUGCCAAGCUAUCCAAGCUAGCUUUGGAUGGUUGCUUGCGCAAGCUAACUAUCAGGGAUUCACAACAUUCAAUGACUUGACCUAUCCACUAGUCACACAGACUGUUGUAACUGAUGGCCAAAUGGUUUCUUUUUAUGCUUAUCAAUUAAAUACUACUGUAAUACAUAGUGAUGAAGUUGAUAUUAAUCCAAAACACAAUAUUUGCUUUGGAACAAAACCUAUGAAGUUAUAUGAAAGUAUUGAAAAUGGAAGUGUUAAAGGCUUAAAUGAAGAUGUAUUAAAAAUGUUGAUACAGUUCUAUUUAAAUGCUCCAGAAGAACGUGAUCACGAAAUGAAACCUUAUCUUGGAAAAGAAGAACAGAUCAUAGCUGAUAUUGAAGAUGAUAACAAACGCUGUUGGUUAGAAUCUACAUACAAGCAUUUAGUAUCAAAUAGGCCAAAACAUAACCUAAUUCCUGAAGUUUAUGACUGGGAAAAGAUAUACAAAAUACAAUUCAAUACUCGAUUCUAUGAAGCUAGAAGAAGACCUUUUGAACUAGAUAUUAAUCCAUUCCAAAGAAGAUUGGACGAACAUUUGCCACCAUAUAUACCAAAAGUUUUAAGACCAUAUCCAAAAUCUAAAAAGAAGUUUGAAACAACUUACUAUCCUAAAGUGUAGUUCUUAAUUUAUUUAGUUUGUAUGUAGAUUUAUUAAAAAUAAAAUCUUAUCAGUUAAA
This is a messenger RNA of Bicyclus anynana (squinting bush brown), 1974 nucleotides long. It is a transcript of the gene mRpS30, whose product is annotated as 28S ribosomal protein S30, mitochondrial. Gene Ontology annotation, biological process: translation. NCBI's taxonomy places the organism in Eukaryota, Metazoa, Arthropoda, Insecta, Lepidoptera, Nymphalidae. Bases 267 to 1916 code for a protein of 549 amino acids. The record is from RefSeq and is a predicted model, not a curated record. Gene Ontology annotation, cellular component: mitochondrion; ribosome; mitochondrial large ribosomal subunit. Gene Ontology annotation, molecular function: structural constituent of ribosome. The transcript is spliced from 5 exons.